AUGGACUGGAAAAAGCUUUUUCCAGAGGGAAAAGGAUGUCACUUGACCGACGAAGCAUUUACACAAGAGCUAGAGCAUGUCGAGCACAAACAACAAGGAAAGGAGGCCGAGAAAGAUAAGCAGAAGGCCUCGCGAGCUGCAAAAAGGUCAGAAAAGGCAUCCAUCGAAGCAGAGUGGUGUAAACUGCAGGAGAAACAUGUCGAGGAUGUGGCAAAGUGGGUGGCAGUAUGCAAGGAGUUAGCAGCCAAGAAUGUGCUGAAAAAGAACUGGCCAAAGAAGCCAGUGAGACCACUGAAGCCAAAACAUGCACCAGGCCCCACAGAGAUUCCAGUGGCAUCAGGUUCUGCUGUUACCCUUGGGGAUAUGGCACAGGAUGAUGAAACAGAGUCUGAGGAUUCAGGAGAAGAGUUUGAGAGCUAG
This is a messenger RNA of Suillus plorans, 420 nucleotides long. RefSeq lists its product as uncharacterized. The transcript has a single exon. Lineage: Eukaryota; Fungi; Basidiomycota; Agaricomycetes; Boletales; Suillaceae. Bases 1 to 420 code for a protein of 139 amino acids. The record is from RefSeq and is a predicted model, not a curated record.